This is a messenger RNA of Culex quinquefasciatus (southern house mosquito), 704 nucleotides long. RefSeq names its product probable insulin-like peptide 7 (gene Ilp7). The transcript has 2 exons. The coding region runs from base 144 to 683 and encodes 179 amino acids. The record is from RefSeq and is a predicted model, not a curated record. Lineage: Eukaryota; Metazoa; Arthropoda; Insecta; Diptera; Culicidae.
GCCUCUCGCGCGCGAAGGUUGAAAAGAGUGAGCGAGUUUCAAGUGUCAUGUGUUCCUCCGUGGAGGAUUCCAGUGUUCCCUAAUUGGACCACCGGAUCCCGGGAAUUUGAGUUUCAAAUUCGUAACCCAAAAACAAAACGGCCAUGAAUUGGCUACCGGCGGUCACGGCCGCCAUCUUGCUGGUCCACGUGACCACCGGGGACGUCGGAAUCGGUGGUGGUGGCGGGGCCGAUCCGAACAUGGAGGUCACGUUCCGGCAGCGGACCCGCGCCGACUGGGAAAAGGUUUGGCACCAGGAGAGCCACUCGCGCUGCCACGACAGUCUCAUCCGGCACAUGUACUGGGCCUGUGGGAAGGACAUUUACCGGAUUUCGAGGCGGAAUAACGGAUUGGCGGAAGCGGCGGCGGCGGAGCAGCAGCAGAUGGAGAUGUUGGCGGCGGCGGCGGCGGCGGGAGGAACAAGUGUCGGAAAGAGAGCGAAUGAGCUCCUUCCCCCGAUGCUGUCCCGGUGGACCAUCAGUGCCGAGCAGGCCCAGAGCUUCCUGCGGACGCGCCGCACCGGUUCGAAGCGUCGCUCCGGGGGUUCCAUUACGCAGGAGUGCUGCACCCGGGUCGGUUGCACCUGGGAAGAGUACGCCGAGUACUGUCCGUCGAACAAGCGGAUCAACCGGUACCGGAAGUAGACUUUGGGCGCUUUCGGAUUU